UAUAAGGCUAAAGGUAAACCCAGGUGUGACAGAACACCAGCCCCAUACAAACAGGACAUAACAAGCUACUGACACAAGACGAUAGAACUACCAGCUGGAUGAACAUGUUGCUAUCCACUGCGCUUGCCCUCUGUUACCUGUCAUGCGUGUUGGGAUACACAGUGACCAUUUACCCAGAGUAUCUAGUACAGGGAGGAAGAACCAACUUCGACCCUGAUAGGUGGAAUGGUAAAAUGGGGCUGGACAAUCCCGGGAUUUUACCCUACGUGAAGAAAACUGGAGCUCGCACUGGAAGAUGGCUCAAUUCAGAUUUAGGCUAUUUUGACAAGGUGACAGAGGAUCCAAAACGAACUGGGUACCCGAAUCCCGCCUUCUUCCAAGACGCCCAGUUCCAACACAAUUUGGUUGAGAAAUAUCUCGACAAUUUGAAUGGAUAUGGAAAACACAGACCAAUCAUGCUUGAACUGAAAGGUUACCAAUGGCCUCACUGGAUGGACACAUCUGAACAUAAAGGCAAUUUUCCAAACAAUCUUGAUGCUGCAGCAGAAACAAUUUCUCUGUUCGUCCAGGCAAUACACAACGGGACCAAUGGCGCCGUCCCUCCCUAUUUUGAACCAAUCAAUGAGCCAAACACUCUGGCGAAAUUGGACGUCAAUUGGACAACCAUAGUGAAUGUAUUCGAGCUUGUUGCCAAGAAGGUAAAAGCCGUACACCCCAAUGUAAGAAUAGGCGGACCUGCCUUUACAGCUGGAAUAACUACAAUGGAUAAAUGGAACUUCAAUAAAUGGAGCACGAUUACUCAAUUCAUGAACAUGUCUCUUGGCCUACUGGACUUUUUUUCAUUCCAUCCUUUCAAUCACUUUAGUGUUCAGGGUAACAGGCAUCACUUUUACGGCCCGAAUGAGGCGCGGCUGGUUGGAACAGUGGACAUGGUGGAAACGUACGCUAAUAUGAUAUCAGGGAAAGAUAUUCCAGUCAUAUUCUCAGCUCAUGGUCUAUCAACAGUCACAGGCAUCGAUGUUCAGAAACCAUCGACCUUUCUGGACUGGGCCUACAUCAACCUUCACAACUCAAAUAUAUUCACCUUUCUUGAGCUUCGAUACGUGGUGGAGAGAGCCGUGUCCUUCCUUCUCAAUUACACAGAUAGGAAAGGACAAGAAAGCAUCAACUACAGCAUCCUGGACAAACAUCACAACGAGAGAGACAUCGCUCUGGCCUUCCACCUGUGGGAGAACCUCACCAGCACUAUGAAGUUUCUCAGAUCUGAGAGCCAGUUCCACCAGGCAGAGCGGCAAAUACAGAGUCAUGUCCUUGUGGAGCCAACUUCCAAAAUGCUAACCAUUCUGCUACACAACUAUGACACAGCACAAGCUAAUGUCACAUUAGCUUUUGACAAAGGGUGGGAAACCUUGACCCAAGGGACAUCAACCUGUUUGUAUCUCAACAACAGAAAGGCCACUCAACUGGAUAAGGAAGUACCUGUCCAUGUCAAAGGAAAUCACGUGACUGUCCCUCCAGAAGCCACAUGCUUCCUACAGUUUCCCACAGGCUACAGGUUUACUCAUGUUCCUUUGGUCUAUGAAAGUGUGCAUUAUGGAGACAACAUGCUGGUAACAAUUGACAAGAAAACAGCUCACAUGAAUAUCAUGCUCGACAGCAGCGAUCUUCAACACAUCAUGGUUGCUAGACUUCGCAUUUCAGUAAGUAUCCUAGAUCAUGCUGCCAAUUGUAUUCCAGCUUCAAUGACCAUCAACGGAAUUACGCUGCAUUCGUUCUACAUACUCCACAACCCGAGCAACAAUGACACCCAGAGACUCUGGGCAACAAUAGAGUAUCAUGUUCCAACUGCCAUUCUCAAGACUGCCAAUGCUGUCAGCAUGACCUUUGCUCAGGACAAAGGCCGUGUUGCUGCAAUUGCUCUGUCACUGAGGAAAGUCCAAGGACCCUCCAGUCGGAUGCCUUGACAUCUUAAAUCAGACCUCAAUGAAACGAUUCAGUUGCAUAAAAAGGUAUAUCCCAGAGUUCUCUGAAAGGUUUCCUUAAGGUAAACACAUGCUAGAUGGAAAUACGACGGCUGUUUUAUUAAUUCCGGUUAUGUAGAAAUGUUGGUGUAGCAGUAAUUGAUUAAACUGAUUUAAAGACA
This is a messenger RNA of Haliotis rufescens (red abalone), 2143 nucleotides long. Its product is annotated as beta-porphyranase A-like. Bases 99 to 1964 code for a protein of 621 amino acids. The record is from RefSeq and is a predicted model, not a curated record. The transcript is spliced from 3 exons. Lineage: Eukaryota; Metazoa; Mollusca; Gastropoda; Lepetellida; Haliotidae.